Bufo bufo (common toad) is the source of this 2582-nucleotide messenger RNA. RefSeq names its product cytochrome P450 2C14-like. Gene Ontology annotation, molecular function: iron ion binding; oxidoreductase activity, acting on paired donors, with incorporation or reduction of molecular oxygen, reduced flavin or flavoprotein as one donor, and incorporation of one atom of oxygen; heme binding. Gene Ontology annotation, biological process: xenobiotic metabolic process. The record is from RefSeq and is a predicted model, not a curated record. The transcript is spliced from 10 exons. Gene Ontology annotation, cellular component: cytoplasm; intracellular membrane-bounded organelle. Lineage: Eukaryota; Metazoa; Chordata; Amphibia; Anura; Bufonidae. Bases 411 to 1877 code for a protein of 488 amino acids.
GCAGGUUCUGCAGAAGUUAAGAAUGUAAUCAAGUCAUAAGCUCAUGAUUUAAAUAUUAUCUGAAAGCGUUAAAAGCCAUGUGAGGACAGGAGAUAAGAGUCUCCACCGCAGGAUUGUUCUUCUGAACUCUCUACACUGUCUCCACUAGAGGAUUGUUCUUCUGAACUCUCCACACUGUCUCCACCGGAGGAGUGUUCUUCUGAACUCUCCACACUGUCUCCACCGGAGGAUUGUUUUUCUGAACUCUCCACACUGUCUCCACCGGAGGAUUGUUCUUCUGAACUCUUCACACUGUCGCCACCGGAGGAGUGUUCUUCUGAACUCUCCACACUGUCUCCAUCGGAGGAUUGUUCUUCUGAACUCUCCACACAGCACAAAACAGUCUAAAUUUUACAGAGCUCCCGUUCACCAUGGACCUGAUCACAGUUCUGCUCUCAUUUGUCGUCAUCUUAUUUUUGACCAUUGUUUUUAAGAAUCAAGGAAAGUACAAAAAUUUUCCACCUGGACCAAAGCCUUUACCGAUCAUUGGAAAUGUUCUCACGCUUGACAUGUCAAAACUUCAAAAAACGUUCAUGGAGCUUUCUACGACAUACGGCCCGGUCUUUAGUGUCCAGCUUGGCAUGACAAAAAUAGUUGUCCUAUGUGGCUAUGAAGCUAUUAAGGAUGCUCUCAUCAAUCACGCCGAUGCAUUUUCUGAUAGACCUUAUGCUCCGGUGAUUGCAAAAUUUUCAAAGAACAAUGGUAUUCUUUUUUCCAAUGGAGAGAACUGGAAAGUGAUGAGAAGAUUCACACUCUCCACACUACGAGAUUAUGGAAUGGGCAAGAAGACCAUAGAAAACAAGAUAAUUGAAGAGGCCGAGUGUUUAGUACAGAAGUGGAAAUCAUAUGAAGGAAAGCAAUUUGAUAAUCUGACCAGUAUCAAUGCUGCAGUAGCCAACAUAAUUGUGGCCAUACUGCUCAGUCACAGAUUUGACUAUGAGGAUCCGACCAUACUGAAACUUAUGGUUGGAAUAAAUGAAAAUUUUCGACUCCUCAUAAGCCCAUGGAUCACGCUGUAUAACAGUUUUCCAUUACUGAUGGACUGGCUACCUGGAGUUCACAGAACUAUUUUUGGGAACAUCAAGGAGUUUCAGAAAUUUAUAAGAGCGACCUUUACAAAACAGAAGACAGAACUGGAUGUCAAUGACCAGAGGAACCUUAUUGAUGCUUUCCUAGCCAAGCAACAAGAGGGAAAGCCUGAAUCUACUGAGUAUUUCCACAAUGAAAACUUAACUAUUUUGGUUGAAAACCUUUUCGCAGCUGGAAUGGAGACCACAUCAACCACAUUGAGAUGGGGACUUCUACUCAUGAUGAAAUACCCAGAAAUUCAACAAAAAGUGCAUAAUGAAAUUGAAAGGGUGAUUGGAUCGGCACAACCUCAAAUGGAGCAUAGGAAACAAAUGCCGUAUACAGACGCCGUCAUUCAUGAAAUUCAGCGCUUUGGUGAUAUUGUACCGAUUAAUGUCCCACAUGCAACUUCUGAAGAUUUGACAUUCAGAGGGUAUUUUAUACCAAAGGGCACUGCUGUUAUCCCAUUGCUGCAUUCUAUACUCAGAGAAAAAACUUACUUUGAGAAACCCAAUGAGUUUUAUCCAGAACACUUUCUUGACCCUAAAGGAAAUUUCACAAAGAAUGAGGCCUUCAUACCCUUCUCAAUAGGUAAACGUAGCUGUGCUGGGGAAACCUUAGCUAAAAUGGAGCUCUUCCUGUUCUUCACAACACUAUUACAAAAUUUCACCUUCCAUGCAUCGCCUGGAGCCAAACUGGACCUUGAACCUGCACUGGGGGUUACAAGUGGCCCCCAAACCUAUAAGAUCUGUGCCAUAUCUCGCACAUAGACUACACUUUCAGCCAACAUUGCCAUGAGAUAUGUUGUAUGUCAUCAUAAUUCUUUGCCUUAUCUAUAUUGUCUACAUGUGGCAUGAAUUUAAGUGGAAUCUAUUGUUCUCUGUUAUCAGUCAUUUCUGGCUGGAGAAAGGCUAACUACUAUGUAAUUGGAUUACUAAGAGAUUUCUGUCAUAAAGCUCUAAAUCUCCUGCCUAGAUAAAGAGUCAAAUGAUAAUAUUUUGUCUAUUGUGAGCUUACUGCAUUCUGGGGUAUUGCUGAGUUCAAUGUAUAAAUUGUAUACAAGAACCUCCUAAGCUCCCCCUAGUGGUGGCUUCAGACAGAUAGCACUUUAUAACUUUACUAUAUUUCAAUAGUUACAGAAUAAUAAUACUUCUUACCAUUAUAAGGAUAUAUUAAGAAAUUAUUCAGUGUAGAUUUUUGCACCUGCAGAUGUGUCCACCCUUAAAUUUCCUUAAGUUUUGUUAAUGACUCCAACAUAGCAAAACACAAAUCCAAUACAGUAUCACAAUAUAUUUCCAAAAUUCUCAACAGGUUGAAACUCACAGCCCAACCACUGCAUAGUGUAAUACUGUGUGGUAAAGUACUGGAGGAGGUGUAUAUCUCAUCCAGAAUGCUCAGAUGGGUAAGGUAGAAAGAAUCCAGAAAGCUGCUGUGUUGUUUCAGCAAAGCAUAGUUUGCGGUGGCAGUUUUGUUAU